This is a messenger RNA of Sitophilus oryzae (rice weevil), 2432 nucleotides long. RefSeq names its product pickpocket protein 28-like. Lineage: Eukaryota; Metazoa; Arthropoda; Insecta; Coleoptera; Curculionidae. The record is from RefSeq and is a predicted model, not a curated record. Gene Ontology annotation, molecular function: ligand-gated sodium channel activity. Gene Ontology annotation, cellular component: membrane. Gene Ontology annotation, biological process: sodium ion transmembrane transport. Bases 58 to 1800 code for a protein of 580 amino acids. The transcript is spliced from 10 exons.
AUUUAAACUGUUUUCAUAGAGUCGUCUGGUACAUAAAAUUUACUUGUAUUUCAUAACAUGGGCGAUAGUCCAAAGAAGGAAAUUGAAAAUAACGAUGUAAGCGAUGUUGAAUUACCAAAAAAAGAAAAGGAAGAUGACAAAGAAAUAAAAAAAGAAAAGGAAGAUGACCCUAUAAAACCACACAGACCUUAUCCAGGAUUUAGAAAAAACUUUUAUUAUUAUUUCACAGAAUAUUCUCAUAAUACCGGUAUCCAAGGUUUUAAAUAUAUGGGAGAACAAGAAAGAACUAUUUUUGAACGUUUAUGGUGGUUGGUACUUUUUUGUGUUUCCCUCUAUAUAUGUAUUAACUUAAUUAUUCAAACCUGGAUAAAAUGGACUACCUCUCCAGUACUUUUAAGUUUUGGUAAAAAGCCAACUUUUGUGUGGCAAGUGCCAUUUCCAGCUGUUACGAUUUGCCCAGAAACAAAGGCAUGUCAGAGGCUAUACAAUUAUACCGAAAAUUAUUAUUUGAGUAUGUCCAAUAAUAUGACCGAUGAAGAAAGGAAUACAUUUUCUGACUUGUCAUUAGUUUGUGGUCAACAUCCAGGGAACUUUAACGCCCAGGGAAAUUUAACGAUCGACAAUAGUACUAUUGAAUUUUUAAUGGCUAUUGCACCUGAUUUUAAUGACGUUUUAAUAAGCUGCAGAUAUACCCAACGUAACGAAAAUUGUAUAAACUUUUUCACACCCAUCCUGACAGGAGAUGGUCUAUGCUUUACAUUCAAUAUGUUAGAUAAGGAGGAACUUUUUAAAAAGAACGUAUUUUUGAAUGGCGAUUUCAUGUCCCACGAUAGAAAAUCUGAAGGGUGGAAUUUGAGGAACGGAUAUCCAGCUGAUGCGCCUCUGAAUACGUUUCCCAAAAGGGCUAUGUUUGCUGGAGCUUCUAAUGGGCUUUUGUUGCUACUCACAGCCUAUGAAUACGAUUUAGACUAUAUCUGCAACGGGCAUUUUCAAGGUUUUAAGAUUUUUUUGCACAAUCCGGUCGAAACACCUGGAAAGAAAUACUUUAGAGCUGCUCUAAACGAAGAACUUUUGGUAGCUGUUAAGCCGGACAUGAUGACCACAUCUAAAGUUUUGGAGACGUAUGAAGCUCAUAGAAGGCAAUGUUAUUUUCCAGAAGAGAGAAAUCUGUCCUUCUUUCAAAGUUAUACUCAAGAUAAUUGCAAACUUGAAUGUGAUGCAAAUUUUAUUUUGAAAAAAUGUAAUUGUGUUGCUUAUUUUAUGCCACAUGAAGAAAAUACUCCUAUAUGUGGACCGGGAAGCCACGCGUGUAUGUUUGAAGCUCAAUAUGAACUUCUACGUCUCAAAGUUUCACUAGAACUGAACAACGGACAAGAGAACUCAAACUUCGCUUCAGAAUGUGACUGUUUACCGAGCUGCACAUCCCUGAUUUACAAUGCUGAGACUUCUCAAACUCAAUUCAACUGGCAAAAAUGGUUGGAGUCCAGCAAAUUUGACAUCAAUGAAUUCGAGCCCGGCAUUCAGAUGACCAGAGUUGAUAUUUUUUUCAAGGAACAACAGUUUAUUACUUCGGAAAGGACGGGUGUUGGUGCGAGUAACGAGUUGUAUGGUAUUACCGAUUUUCUUGCCAACUGCGGCGGUAUUUUGGGUCUUUUCACUGGUUUUUCUUUCUUAUCGAUAGUGGAAAUUGUUUAUUUCUUGUCGCUGAGGUUGAUUUGUAACGUUAAGAAGCACGGAUUGCAUUAUUGGUCUGGAUCUCCCGAUUUAGUUAAUAACGAUAUAUGCAUCCAUAAGAAAUAAUUUCAUAAUAACAUUAUAAUUCACUUAUCGUUAUUUUUUGUAAAUGAAUGGCUAUAGGGUAGAACAUACAGGGUGGCGCAUCGUACGACGCGGAGGCUACGAGAAGAACGGUAUAUCUAAAUGAAUUUUGGGAGCUAAAAAUAUAUGUUUUACAGAGUGUAAAGUUACGCAUAAUAAGUUACGCAUAAAAGUUAUUACUUUUAUAAUAGAUCACCCUAUAUAUUAAUUGAUUUUUGGACUCUAGGAAAAAAUAGAGGUCAGUGUCAUUAAAGAAGCAUAUGUCUAAAAUGUAAAGUUUUGGAGAUAUUUCACGUUUUGUGAAAAUGAAGUAAUUUAGCCUAUAAAUAGCCCUAUUAUGGUAAUUCACCCUUAUAACCUGAUAUUUAGUUAAAAUAACCAUUGUAUGAUAAAUCAAAUUAAAAUUUAACCCGAAAAGUUAUACAGGGUGAGACAAAUUUAAUAUUGAACAUUGGUCAAUUUAGACAUUACACACCUAUAUCGAUCUGUUUUACUGCCUAUCCUUACACAAUUGUAAUAGAUAUAAUUAAUAUUUUUCACAAAUUAGGUAUCUGCACUAAAAACUUUUAUUUCUCCAUAACUCAAAUUAUACUCAAUAGAAUUGCAAAAAUGAC